Messenger RNA from Calliphora vicina (urban bluebottle blowfly), 791 nucleotides. Its product is annotated as farnesol dehydrogenase-like. Lineage: Eukaryota; Metazoa; Arthropoda; Insecta; Diptera; Calliphoridae. Gene Ontology annotation, molecular function: oxidoreductase activity. The record is from RefSeq and is a predicted model, not a curated record. Bases 36 to 791 code for a protein of 251 amino acids. The transcript has 2 exons.
CUCAUAGACCUAUAAAACUAAAAGCAGCAGACAGUAUGGAACAAUUAAAAUCCAAAAUAGCUGUGGUCACCGGUGCUAGUUCGGGCAUUGGAGCGAGCAUUGUGAAAGAUUUAUUAAAAGCACAAAUGAUUGUUAUCGGUUUGGCCCGUCGCAUCGAACGUGUCGUUGAGCUAAAGCAACAAUUGCCCACUGACCAGCAACAACGCAUGCAUCCCCUGAAAUGUGAUGUUGCAAAUGAGCAGGAGGUGGCAAGUGUUUUCAAGGAAAUCAUGAAUAAAUAUGGUUGCAUUUAUAUAUUGGUCAACAAUGCUGGUUGUUUGCAUUUGGGACAAUUGUGUCAAAUGCCAGCGGAACAAAUACAACAAAUGUUGCAAACCAAUAUUGUGGGUGUUGUGAAUUGCACGCGUUAUGCUUUUGCCUCGAUGUUGGCAGGUGGUGGUGACAAAUCAGGUCAUGUUAUUUUGAUAAAUAGCAUACUGGGUCAUCAAGUACCUGUGAUACCAGGACAUGUGCCUUCCUUAAAUAUCUAUCCGGCUACCAAGUAUGCAUUGACGGCUAUUAAUGAGAUCUAUCGCCAGGAGUUUCGUGAAUUGGGUUCCAAGGUGAAAGUGACGAGUAUUAGCCCUGGCUUAGUAGACACUGAGCUUAUUUCGGAGGAACAAAAGAAAAUUUGCCGUGGAAUUAUUUUGCAACCAGAAGAUGUUUCACGUGCUGUAAUGUUUGCCGUGACCUCACCGCCUCAUGUUCAUAUUUUCGAAUUGAUAAUAAAACCAAUGGGUGAUAUUAUUUAA